Messenger RNA from Peronospora matthiolae, 348 nucleotides. Lineage: Eukaryota; Oomycota; Peronosporomycetes; Peronosporales; Peronosporaceae. The record is from the annotation of a GenBank genome assembly.
AUGCGCGGUGUGUUUUUGACGAAGUCCGUCUGGCACGUCGUCAACCGUGAAGUGACUCCGACUUUCACCGACCCGCGAGCGUCCUAUGACUACGUCAAGUCAAGCAACGUCGCGUUUGGUAUGAUGCUGCUGCACAUGAACGCGGACUACCAUCAUGUGCUGGACAACUGCGAGGAAGCCUGGGUUGCGUGGACAAGUCUGAAGACGCUAUACGGUGGGUCGCAGAAGGCAGGACGCAUCUACCUCAAGCGACAACUUUUCAGUAUCAAGAUGGCUGAAGGCGCGAAUGUCAUGCAUCACUGCAACGAGGUCCUCAACAUCUCCGCCAAGCUUAGUGUUGUAUCUUGA